This is a messenger RNA of Sitodiplosis mosellana (orange wheat blossom midge), 3182 nucleotides long. RefSeq names its product V-type proton ATPase catalytic subunit A. NCBI's taxonomy places the organism in Eukaryota, Metazoa, Arthropoda, Insecta, Diptera, Cecidomyiidae. The transcript has 7 exons. The coding region runs from base 202 to 2046 and encodes 614 amino acids. Gene Ontology annotation, molecular function: proton-transporting ATPase activity, rotational mechanism; ATP hydrolysis activity; ATP binding. The record is from RefSeq and is a predicted model, not a curated record. Gene Ontology annotation, cellular component: proton-transporting V-type ATPase, V1 domain; lysosomal membrane. Gene Ontology annotation, biological process: proton transmembrane transport; ATP metabolic process.
AUUUUUCACAAAUAUCUGUGAAUAAGACUUUGAAGUAUGGUGAAAUGUUAGUUCGUGUCAGCUGACCCAUCAUUUAUAACUAGCUAACUUGAGAUCUUGUGAUACCCAAUUUUGUGCGCUUGAGAUACACUCCAUUUCAGUUUGUUGCAAUUUAAAGUUCACAAAACAUUGUGUGAAGAUUGACGAAAAAGAAAUCCCAAAAUGUCGACAUUAAAAAAAAUCCAAGAUGAACAUCGUGAAUCGAAGUUCGGUUACGUUUAUGCCGUGUCCGGUCCAGUCGUUACUGCUGAACGGAUGUCUGGAUCGGCUAUGUACGAGCUGGUGCGUGUCGGUUACUAUGAGUUAGUGGGAGAAAUUAUCCGUUUGGAAGGUGAUAUGGCCACCAUUCAAGUGUACGAAGAAACAUCUGGUGUAACAGUCGGAGAUCCAGUUUUGCGAACUGGAAAACCAUUGUCAGUUGAAUUGGGACCCGGUAUUAUGGGCAGCAUUUUCGAUGGUAUCCAACGUCCGUUGAAAGACAUCAACGAGAUGACUGCUUCCAUCUACAUCCCAAAAGGAGUUAACACGCCAUCUCUCUCACGUACUAUUGCUUGGGACUUUAAUCCAUUGGGUGUUAAGGUUGGAUCACACAUCACUGGAGGCGAUUUAUAUGGUGUUGUUCAUGAAAACACUUUGGUCAAGCAUAAGAUGAUGGUGCCACCCAAAGCGAAAGGUACCGUUCGGUACAUUGCACCAGCCGGCAACUAUACUGUUGAUGAUGUAGUGCUUGAAACCGAAUUUGAUGGUGAAAUUACAAAGCAUACCAUGUUGUCUGUAUGGCCUGUACGUCAACCACGUCCAGUUACAGAAAAAUUACCAGCCAAUCAUCCGUUGUUGACUGGCCAACGUGUAUUGGAUUCACUCUUUCCAUGUGUCCAAGGUGGUACGACAGCCAUUCCUGGUGCGUUUGGUUGCGGUAAAACUGUCAUUUCACAAUCGUUGUCAAAGUAUUCCAACUCUGAUGUUAUCGUCUAUGUUGGAUGUGGCGAACGUGGUAAUGAAAUGUCUGAAGUAUUGCGAGAUUUCCCUGAAUUAUCUGUCGAAAUCGAUGGCGUUACUGAGUCAAUCAUGAAACGUACAGCAUUAGUUGCAAAUACAUCGAACAUGCCUGUUGCUGCCCGUGAAGCUUCUAUUUACACUGGUAUCACUUUAUCGGAGUACUUCCGAGACAUGGGCUAUCACGUUUCUAUGAUGGCUGACUCAACAUCACGUUGGGCUGAAGCUCUUCGAGAAAUUUCUGGUCGUUUGGCUGAAAUGCCUGCUGAUUCAGGCUAUCCAGCCUAUUUGGGAGCUCGUUUGGCCUCAUUCUACGAACGUGCUGGCCGCGUCAAAUGCUUAGGAAACCCAGAACGUGAAGGUUCAGUGUCUAUUGUUGGUGCCGUAUCACCACCAGGAGGUGACUUUUCUGACCCUGUCACUUCUGCUACUUUGGGUAUCGUACAAGUCUUCUGGGGUUUGGAUAAAAAACUUGCACAACGUAAACAUUUCCCCUCAAUCAACUGGCUUAUAUCGUACAGUAAAUACAUGCGCGCUCUAGAUGAUUUCUAUGACAAAAACUUCCCCGAAUUCGUGGCAUUGCGUACAAAAGUCAAGGAAAUUCUCCAAGAAGAAGAGGAUCUGUCCGAAAUCGUGCAGCUAGUUGGAAAGGCUUCAUUGGCUGAAACUGAUAAAAUUACUCUGGAAGUCGCUAAAUUGUUGAAAGAUGAUUUCUUGCAACAAAAUUCAUAUUCAUCAUACGAUCGUUUCUGUCCAUUCUACAAAACUGUCGGCAUGUUGAAGAAUAUCAUCGCCUUCUACGACAUGGCUCGCCAUGCUGUGGAAUCAACUGCACAAUCGGAGAACAAAAUCACAUGGAAUGUUAUCCGAGAUGCCAUGGGUAACAAUAUGUAUCAGUUGUCUUCAAUGAAAUUCAAGGAUCCAGUUAAAGAUGGAGAAGCCAAGAUUAAGGCCGAUUUCGACCAACUGCAUGAGGAUUUGCAAUCGGCAUUCCGCAAUCUUGAAGAUUAAAUUUCUCUCGAGUUUCAUUGAAUCGAAUUGAAAUCGUAAACCAGUUUGAAUUUCUAAUUUUAAAGAGAAAAAAAUUGCAGAAAAAUCAGCAAAAUAAUAUUUACUUAUAAUGUUAUAGUCUAGUGUCCAUUUUAUGGCUUAAUGCAUGAAACGAUAAAAUCAUUUCACAAGGGAAGUUUUAUUGGAAAGAGAAUUAAUUCAAAUAUUCUUGAAACUUUACAGAACAAAAAAAUACAUAACCGAAAGCGUAGAAGUCAAAUCUUGACGUACAAUAAUUGAUAUAAGAGUUUUCGAUGUUUGAAUAUAGGCAAAAACUAAAGUUGGAGGGUAGGCAGUAUAUCAACCGAUUCACUGUCAUUCUCAAUCAAUUUUCACAAUUGAAAUUGAUUACCAUUAUUCCAACUACAAAAACGAAUCAGCCAUCCAACGAUUUUGUGUUUUCGUUUGCCAUUUUACCGGAAUUUUUUCUUGCACAUGUGAAAUGUAAUAUAAUAUAUUAGUUUGUUUAACACUUACAAAUUCACAAUCACCUACUUCGGGUUUUAUUAACAUUAUCUCCUUCGUACGAGUCUUAGGGAAGAAGAAAUAGUUCUAAUUUCUGAUUUCUGGCACAAAUUAGAUCCAAAAUCACAGAUUUUCUGAACAAACUUGAAAUAGCCGAAAAAUUGUUAUUAUUACGUCAGAGAGUGUUUUUUUUUUCAUAUUGUCACAUUUUGUGCAUUCCAGUAAUUGAACGAAGUUAAUUCUCUGUAUCUUUCUCUCACUGUAAAACAAAUUGCACCAUUAUAACCAUUAUUAGCGUGUAAACUCCUUCAGAUGUUGCGCAUUUCCUCUUUUUUUGGUUUUCAAUGUUACAUUAAAAUCACCUGGAUUGAGGAAAUUUGCCUCCUGCAUAUAAUAUUAAUAUAAUAUAAUGUUGACAGAUGCCGCAUCUCUGAAGCGAGAAACUAUUGUAAAUAUUAGAGGGAAAACUCCGCAGAUUUUUUUGUUCAAACACAAUGAAACGCAUAAUCAAGAUCGAGUAGUUAAAUGAAUCAAAUUCAAUAUGAUUUUUUAUUUUCAUUUUAUUGUUCAACCUAUUAAAUAUAAAAAUAUUAGAGAAGAAAAAAUAAAAAUUCAGUAUUAUUUGUUGAAAA